CCUGCUUCCGAACAAUCUGUACAUCUGACAUUCGCGGAAAACGGACUAUCAAAAUUAUUCUCAUUCAAUUCUCUCCCGGGUUGGUUAGUUCAUCUUCCAGCUGAGAAGGCUGAAGAUUUCCGAUUGUUCCGACCGUUGGUGUUUGCUGUCGGUGGUGCUUUAAACAACCAUAACACACGCAUCCUUCUAUUUGCCGUUCGCGUAUUACCAGUGUAGUGUGCAACGAUGGUGCAGUAUUCCCGUUUGCUGAACGUACAGGCCCGUAAGGUUGCCCGGUACGCCGUUGAUGCACAGCAGCGCCAGUUCCACGCGUCGUGUGCCGCUGCCUCCAAGGUCGCACUAUCCAAAUUCGACCAGAAUGUGUACCUGCCGUACGAGAAGCUGCAGAAGAACCUGGAGGUGGUGAAGAAGCGUCUCGGACGCCCGCUAACCCUCAGCGAGAAGGUGCUGUACUCGCAUCUGGAUGAUCCGGCCAACCAGGACAUUCAGCGUGGUGUUUCUUAUCUGAGACUGCGACCGGAUCGUGUGGCGAUGCAGGAUGCUACCGCACAGAUGGCUAUGCUGCAGUUCAUCUCUUCCGGGCUGAAGAAGGUCGCCGUCCCAUCCACCAUCCACUGUGAUCAUUUGAUUGAGGCACAGAUCGGCGGUGAGAAGGAUUUGGCCCGCGCGAAGGACAUUAACGCGGAAGUGUACAAGUUCCUGUCGACGGCCGGUGCCAAGUAUGGCGUUGGUUUCUGGAAGCCAGGCUCGGGUAUCAUCCAUCAGAUCAUUCUGGAGAACUACGCUUUCCCGGGUCUGUUGAUGAUCGGUACUGAUUCGCAUACACCGAACGGUGGCGGUCUGGGUGGACUGUGUAUUGGUGUCGGUGGUGCUGACGCCGUCGAUGUAAUGGCGAAUAUCCCGUGGGAGUUGAAGUGCCCGAACGUGAUCGGUGUCCAUCUGUCCGGCAAGAUUAGCGGUUGGACGUCACCGAAGGACGUAAUUCUGAAGGUGGCCGACAUUCUGACGGUGAAGGGCGGUACUGGUGCGAUCGUCGAGUACUUGGGCAAGGGUGUGGAUUCGAUCUCCUGCACCGGAAUGGCGACGAUCUGUAAUAUGGGUGCGGAAAUUGGUGCCACCACCUCGGUCUUCCCCUUCAACAAGCGUAUGGCCGAUUAUUUGGCAUCGACUGGCCGUUCGGCCAUUGCUGCAGAAGCCGGCAAGUACCAGGCAAGCGUGUUGACUGCUGACUCCGGUGCUAAGUACGAUCAGGUGAUCGAGAUCAACCUGGACAAGCUGGAACCGCAUAUUAAUGGACCCUUCACACCGGAUCUGGCCCACCCGAUUAGCAAGCUGGGAGCGAACGCGAAGAAGAACGGAUAUCCGAUGGACAUUCGCGUCGGUUUGAUUGGUUCGUGCACAAACUCGUCGUACGAGGAUAUGGGUCGUUGUGCUUCGAUCGCUAAGAAUGCCAUGAAGCACGGGCUGAAGUCGAAAAUUCCGUUCAAUGUGACGCCCGGAUCGGAACAGAUCCGUGCUACGAUCGAGCGGGAUGGUAUUGCGAAGACGUUCAAGGAGUUCGGUGGUACCGUGCUGGCAAACGCUUGCGGACCCUGCAUCGGCCAGUGGGAUCGUAAGGACGUGAAGAAGGGCGAGAAGAACACGAUCGUGACGUCGUACAACCGUAACUUCACCGGUCGUAAUGAUGCCAAUCCGGCUACGCAUUGCUUCGUCACGAGCCCUGAACUGGUGACGGCCCUUUCGAUUGCUGGUACGUUGAACUUUAACCCACUGACCGAUGAACUUACCGGCGCUGAUGGCAAGAAGUUCAAGCUGGAGUCUCCGUUCGGUGAUGAGCUCCCGCAGAAGGGAUUCGACCCUGGCAUGGACACCUACGAAGCACCACCCUCGGAUGGUUCCAGCGUGAAGGUCGAUGUGGAUCCGAAGAGCCAGCGUCUUCAGCUGCUCGAACCGUUCGAUGUAUGGAACGGUAAGGAUAUGUCUGAUAUGACCGUGCUGAUUAAGGUUAAGGGCAAGUGUACCACCGACCACAUCUCGGCUGCCGGUCCGUGGCUGAAGUACCGUGGCCAUUUAGAUAACAUCUCGAACAACAUGUUCAUUGGUGCCACUAAUAUCGAAAACAACGAAAUGAACAAAAUCAAGAACCAGGUGAAUGGCGAAUGGGCUGGUGUACCGGAUGUUGCCCGUUUCUACAAGGCCAAGGGUAUUAACUGGGUUGCCGUCGGUGACGAAAACUACGGCGAGGGUUCAUCUCGCGAGCAUGCCGCACUGGAACCGCGCCAUUUGGGUGGCCGUGCCAUCAUUACCAAGUCAUUCGCCCGUAUUCACGAAACGAACCUCAAGAAGCAGGGCCUGCUGCCGCUGACCUUUGCUAACCCCGCCGAUUACGAUAAGGUCCAACCGCAUUCGAAGAUCUCGAUCCUGGGCCUUAACAACUUUGCGCCAGGCAAGCAGCUGGACUGUGAGAUCAAGACCGACGGUAAGGUAGACAAGAUUAAGCUGAACCACUCGUUCAACGAACAGCAGAUCGAAUGGUUCAAGGCGGGUAGCGCUCUGAACCGCAUGAAGCAAAUUGCGGCCAAUAAGUAAGGUGUAAACACGAGACUACCCACUAUCUCCCUCAGUCCUUAUCUCCAUACCAAAAUCCAUUAAUCACCAUCUCUAGAACGGUGGACAAGUCGUGACAACUAUUAUUUGGCCUAAAGGGGCGUCUACGAAUCAAUUGCACCGCAAGAGAGGUUAAUUUUGAUUCGUAGCUUCUAACUGCAGGUCAUUUUAUGUGUGUUAUUGUUUAUGAAUCAAUGAAACCAUGUUUAGUCGCGCAGCAAUCUGUUGCCAGUGUUGUAAAUAGAGCAAAUUAUGAUCCCGCCCCGGAGCGACUCCACUUCGGACGUGCUCCCAUAUCUGCUACUUAUGUUCGAUCCGUAACUAGAUAUCCGAUUGCUCCGUCAAUUGGUUUGGUAGAGAUAAUUACCUCAACAAGAAGUUUAGAAACUUACAACAAAUUACCUAAGAUCCCGGGAAGAAAAACGACGGUUCGUUCACACUUAAGGCUACGUACUAUCGUGCACUACAAUGAAUGCAAAUCUUAACGUUUAGAAGACAGUGCACGAACUGCGAUCGUUAUUAGCAUGUAUCUCUUAAACUUACUAGAUGAUGAGGAAGAAUAAAUUUUUCUCCAGUUUUA
Molecule: messenger RNA, 3187 nt
Organism: Anopheles funestus (African malaria mosquito)
Lineage: Eukaryota; Metazoa; Arthropoda; Insecta; Diptera; Culicidae
Product: probable aconitate hydratase, mitochondrial
Exons: 7
Coding region: 226-2589 (787 amino acids)
Biological process (GO): tricarboxylic acid cycle
Cellular component (GO): cytosol; mitochondrion
Molecular function (GO): aconitate hydratase activity; 4 iron, 4 sulfur cluster binding
Source: RefSeq, a predicted model, not a curated record